Eleginops maclovinus (Patagonian blennie) is the source of this 1263-nucleotide messenger RNA. RefSeq lists its product as uncharacterized. The coding region runs from base 1 to 1263 and encodes 420 amino acids. The record is from RefSeq and is a predicted model, not a curated record. The transcript is spliced from 5 exons. NCBI's taxonomy places the organism in Eukaryota, Metazoa, Chordata, Actinopteri, Perciformes, Eleginopidae.
AUGGCUACCCAGCCCUUAAAACUCUGGAUCCCUAUACCCCCACAGGGAAGUCCCACAACCAAUGGGCAGAGAGAGGGGCAGGGCGUCACACCCCCCUCCUACAGAAAAGGGGCCCCCCCACAUUAUCCCUCCCCACUCCUCCCCAUCUACCCCCAUCCUCCACUCAGCAACCUGGAUCCUAGGAGCACAUUAAGAGUAGUGAGAAGGCACACUUUUAGUGACUAUAUUGGGAGGAGGACCAUCAGCCCACACCUGCGCCCCAGCAAGACCGUUCCCCAGAAUUAUGUCCACCCCAUCCACUGGCAACUCAGUGCGCACACCCAUCUCAACAUCUCCCUUCACCAAACCAAGACAAGACACAGCCUAUGCACAGGUGCAGGGAACACCACCAUCCCCAUUCCUCUGACCAGCACAAAGUCUCCUGUGUCAGUCUCCGACGAGAAGGACAUGUUCAUGUACAAGACUGCACUUGAAAGUCGUCCAUGUACACGCCGUGGAAUCUUGUCAGUAGUUAAUUCUAUCUACGAUCCUCUUGGAUUCUUGUCACCAUUCACACUGCCUCCCAAGCUGAUUCUACAAGAGCUGGGCAAUAGAAAACUUGGUUGGGAUGACCAAAUAUCACAAACCUUUUUACAGAAGUGGACAAAGUGGCUGACAAAUCUUCAUAAACUGUCCCUGUUAAAGGUGGAACGAUGUAUUAAGCCAAAGGACUUUGGAAAAGUAAACAAUGCACAGCUGCAUCACUUCUCAGAUGCGAGUGAAUAUGGAUAUGGCACUGUUUCUUAUCUGAGAUUGAAAAGCAUCUCUAAAAAAGUAAACAUUGCUUUCAUGGUUGGAAAGUCCAGAGUUGCUCCCAUGAAACAAACCACAAUACCGAGGCUUGAACUUACAGCUGCUGUAUUAGCUGCCAGACUGGACAAGAUGAUUAAGAAGAAGCUUCAACUGGAAUUGUCAAUUUUCUGGACCGAUAGCACAACUGUGCUUAAUUACAUUUCAAGUGAAACAAAGAGAUUCCACACAUUUGUAGCGAACAGAGUGGCUGUUAUACACGAAGCUAGAGAGGUGGCCCAAUGGAGAUACAUAGGAUCUAAGCAGAACCCUGCUGAUGAGGCCUCAAGAGGACUGUCAGCUGAUGAUUUUCUAAAGUGUGAGCGAUGGCUCAAAGGACCUGAGUUUCUGCUGACUGAUGAAAAGGAUUGGCCAAAACAGGUGAAGAACAAACCUGCCAUCACCUUGGAUGACCCCGAGACUGGGAAAAGCUGA